AUGGCGGAGCCGCGAGGCCGGCGGAGGAGCUUCCGCUACCGGGGCAGGGAGGAGGGCGGGAGGGACGGAGGGAGGCCGCCCAGGCAGCCGGGAGGCCGCCCAUUGGGGCCGCCGCCCCGGCGGGGGUCUCCGCGGGGAAUGGGGGAAGAGGCUUGCUGGGCUGGAGGGAGCCUCGCCUCGGCUGGAAGGCCCCCAAGCUCGGGGAACUGCAACUCCCAGAAUUCCCAGCUGCCCCCUCCACUGAGGGCGCCGCAGCGAUGGGAACUACCGCUCCCAGAGUGCCUCAGCCAGCCACGCUGGCUGAGGCAUUCUGGGAGCGAUAGUUCCCAGCUCCCUGGAGAGGCUAACCGCGGCGCAGCCAGCCAGGCUCUGUUCUCGGCGUUUGGGAUCGGCCGCUCCCGCGGCUCCCGACCCUUGGCCCAGCCGGCACGAUGGAGGGGAGGGGCAGGGCAGGGCAGGGCAGGGCAAUCCCCGCCCCGAGGUCGAGGGCAGCGUACCCGUUCCCACAUUCUGGCAUGUGCAGACCGAGGUGUUAGUGCUGACAGCCCGCCGUUCUCGCUCCAGGUCGCAGCGACCGCAGCCAGGAGCGAGGAGACCCAGGUUCAGGUCCCGCCUCCGCCAGGGAAGCGCGCUGGGCCAGGCGCGCGCUCUCCACCCGGCCUACCUCGCAGGGCUGUCGUGUCGAUCAAGGGGCGGCGAGGAGGGAAACGUGUCGAGCCGCUUCCAAAGAGGCACGUUUCGCGCCCUCAGCCGUCCCGCUCGUUUUCAGCCACGUGGCUGGCGCUGCGGCCGAGCCCGGGUGCCCCCGGCCCAACCCCUGCGCUUGGUCAGCAAGCCAUGAUGGUUUAG
Messenger RNA from Candoia aspera, 849 nucleotides. RefSeq names its product basic salivary proline-rich protein 1-like. The transcript has a single exon. NCBI's taxonomy places the organism in Eukaryota, Metazoa, Chordata, Lepidosauria, Squamata, Candoiidae. The record is from RefSeq and is a predicted model, not a curated record. The coding region runs from base 1 to 849 and encodes 282 amino acids.